This is a messenger RNA of Dovyalis caffra, 696 nucleotides long. The record is from the annotation of a GenBank genome assembly. NCBI's taxonomy places the organism in Eukaryota, Viridiplantae, Streptophyta, Magnoliopsida, Malpighiales, Salicaceae.
AUGGAUGGUCUAGAGGAACACGGCCUUGAAAAGGGUGGUGGCUGCGGCAGCGGAGGAGAUCCAGCCUUUAAGUAUGUUAAGUCAGAACAGAGAGAUGGAGCGGUUUUUCCUCAGAUAUUUCCCACCACCUUGCCAUCGACAAACAAGGAAUUCAUUGCUUACCCGGAAAAGAAACGUCACAAGAAGAAUUUUUCUCGCUUAUUGAAGGCAAUUUUGUUUGAGACAUCAUUGGCCAAGAAGAUUAAGAAAAGAAAACUUUCAAAAAAGUUGAACAAGUCUGAAAAGGUUGAGAAAGAUUCAAAACGAGAAAAGAAAAAUUCAAUAAAUAAAAAGAAUCAAGACAAGAAAGAUGAUGGAAGAAAUAUCUCUAACCGGAGUCCUUCAAAUUCUUCAUCACUUUUUCGAAAUUCAAGGUUGUUACUGGAUACAGGCCGGUCAUUUCGAUCAAACUCAAUCAAGUUUAAACCGGAACAGGAUAAUAUGCAAGGAAAUGGAGAAGGAUCCUAUAGUUCUACUGUUGGUCUGUGUUUGCUUCUUAUAAGUCUUGUGGCUUUGGUCUUCUGGGGCAAGGCAUGUGCUAUUUUGAAAAACCUAUCGCAAAAGAUAGCUGAUUAUGAAGGGAUUGAUUUAGAGGAGUACAAGAAGAAGAUUAUUAUGGAAGGGUUACUGGAAAGGAACCGUAAUCGUGUUCUUUAA